GUCAUACUACUUUAUAAUCUUUCUUCAACAAUGCUGCUGCCAGGGAGUGUAACCGAUAAAUUCCACGGGACAUUUCCGCAAAUUUUGGCAGCAGUGUCAGGAACAAUUUCUGCCAUAUCCGAUGGCAUGCAAUAUGGCUGGACGUCCCCAACAAUUCCAGUUCUUCUCUCUGAGGACACUCCUCUGAAGGUAACACCUGAGCAGGCUGAAUGGCUAGAGUCUGUUCUUAUGAUCGGAGCGUGCUGUGGUCUGCCAGCUACAAUGUACUUAGUAGAUAAAGUAGGCAGAAAAAAAUCUCUUAUUACGUCAAUUACUGUGACUGCAUUGGCUUGGAUUGUGAUGGCAACAGCACCUAAAAUUGAAUAUAUUUAUGCUGCCAGGUUUUGUGCUGGAAUGGCUGGUGAUAUGGCAUUCGUUGCAGCUCCCAUGUAUAUUGCCGAAAUUGCUGAUCAAAAGAUUAGAGGAUUUUUGGCAAGUCUUAUAUAUAUCAUGAUGUUGACAGGAAUACUGAUUGUCUACUGCGUUGGACCAUUCGUACCAAUAUGGGUUCCAUGCUUAUUAGGAGUCUUAAUAAAUCUUAUCGGAUUAACCAUUUUCCUAUUUCAGCCAGAAUCUCCAUAUUAUCUUUUAUACAAAAAUAAAUAUGAAGAAGCUAAGCAGUCGCUUAGAAAACUUCGAAAAAGAGACGAUAUUGAAGAUGAAUUGCGAGAUAUAACUGUAGCCAUUGAACGGCAAAAAAAUGAAAAAGGUAGAUUUCAAGAUUUAAUUUUAAUACCCAGCAAUAGAAAAGCAUUAAUUAUAAUGGUAAUGCUAAAUAGUUCUCAACACGCGAGUAGUAUCAGCGUAAUGUUAAUGAAUCUUCAAUCGAUUUUGGAAGAAGCAGGUUCUACGUACAUUCCAGCAUAUACAGGAGCUAUACUUUUUUCUGCAACUAUGUUUAUAGCAGCAAUGUCCGCUUCGUUAGCUAUUGAUAAUUUUGGUAGAAGAAUGUUACUUUGUAUCUCUGGUGUAAUGGCUGGCAUUACUCUUAUAAUUAUAGGAAUCUACUUCACACUUAAGAAUUCUGGGGUAGAUACUAAAUCCUUUAGUUGGUUACCGCUCGCAAUGGUACUAGUUUACGCAGCAUCUUUUAAAUUUGGUAUAGGCUUAGUUCCCGUAGUUAUGACAGCUGAACUAUUUCCGGCUAAAGUUAAAGCAUUUGGAAUGACGUUAUCUGAUCUUAGCUACGUAGGAUUUUGCGUCAUUAGUCUUCAAAUUUAUCAUGGUUUAAGGCACGCGUUUGGUAUACAUGUACCAUUUUUCAUAUUUGCUUGUUCCUGUUUUUGUACAGUAAUUUUUACUUUAUGUUAUAUACCAGAGACUAAGGGAAAAACUUUGGAAGAAAUUCAAAUGAUAUUAAAAGGCGAGGUUGUAUUAAAUACUUCAAUACCUAUUGAAAAUUUAAAACAACAAAAAUGUGAUAAACAGUCUUAUAAUAACAAAGGUUUUAUACCAUAAUACUGUACUUACUUUGUACUGCAUUUUUUUAUGUACUACAACUAUUAUUAUAACGUAUUUCCAU
Messenger RNA from Diabrotica balteata, 1561 nucleotides. The record is from the annotation of a GenBank genome assembly. NCBI's taxonomy places the organism in Eukaryota, Metazoa, Arthropoda, Insecta, Coleoptera, Chrysomelidae.